GGUGCCGGGGUAGCAGAGGGGAAGUCUGAGGUGUCCCUGAGGAAACAGCUGGCCCAAGGACCAGCUGACAGGUGUUCUGGUGAAGUCCCGGAGCAAAGAUAGCCAGGGAGGGUUUCACAUGCCUUGAGAAUCCGUUCAACCUGCCCAUACUGCAAUGCCUGUUAGCUUUGUGGUCUUUUUUACUUAUGCUCUCUGGAUAAAACUGCAGCUCCUCACACACUGCGCUGCUGGCCCAGCACCUUGCAGUCUUGACACUCGUCCUUCCCUUGGAGACACUGCUGCGUCCUCGCCUGGGACGGGGAUCUCGCAGGCCCGGGAGCAGGCAGCUCUGAGGAGGCAGUAAGCAAACGUGGCAAGCCACAGAUGUUGUGCCGUCUAGAAAACUGAAAUAGGAUACCAGUAACCAUCUCUGCUAGCCUGAGGUGUUCACAGGCAAGUUCAGGUUUAUCCAGAGAACCAUGGCAGAAGGUGGAUUUGAUCCUUGUGAAUGCAUUUGCUCUCAUGAACAUGCAAUGAGAAGACUGAUCAAUCUGCUGAGACAAUCCCAGUCCUACUGCACAGACACAGAAUGCCUUCAGGAAUUGCCAGGACCAAAUUCCUCCAGUGACAAUGGUAUCAGCUUUGCCAUGAUAAUGAUGGCCUGGGUGGUGAUUGCACUUGUCCUGUUCUUACUGAGACCUCGUAAUCUGAGAGGAUCCAACUUAGCCGGAAAGCCAACCAGCCCACACAAUGGACAAGAACCACCAGCCCCACCAGUGGACUAGAGCAUUCAGUAUUGGAAAAGUCCAGCAGCUGAAACCUUGCACGACCAAAUGAACGAAGUGACCAGAUUACUCCUAAACCCCAUUCAAUACUGUUUUCUUUUCUCAUUUAUAUAGAGCAGAGUUAUCAUUCAACAGUUAUCUUCAUGAACUGCUUUUAGCCACUUCAAUUUUAAGUUAAUUUUUGCUUUGUAUGUUAUUAAAAUUCUUAGUAGAUUGUAAUUUGAAUAAUUAUAAGGCAUUGCAGGGGUUUUUUGGUUGUUACCAUUACUGUGGACAUUCCACUCAGUCUCUUUCUCUUACAGCUGUCUUAAUUUCUUUACAGUGAUUUCUGAUAUGCAUUGAAAGAAAAAGAAAAUCCCUGCACAUCUAUAAUAAUGGAAGGUUACUGACCUUUCUUGAGAUUAAUCCAUAUUUUUUUCUCCAGUAUGCUUUUGAGAGUUUUAUUGUGGUUGCAACUAUUAGUUUAGUUAUGUGGUGAAAAAUUGAAAUUAUUUCAUAUUUGCCCUGGGUUCAGAGCAGCUUUUAGUCUGGUCUUUGGAUGACUAACAUAGUUUUCAGGGUUGUUGUCAAAAGCACGGGUUGUCCACUAGAAUUAUACUCUGUGUGUGUGUGUGUGUGUGCAAAGAAGUGAAUGUGAUAAUUGCCACAGUUAAAGCUCUGACAUAUAUCGUGGGGACUCUACGCAAAAGAUUAUACCACCAAAAAAUAAAUUAAUUUUAUCUUGUUCAUUAAUAAAUGAUAUAUCCUAUUCAAUAUAUUGUCAAAAAUGUAUUUCAAAAAUGUAUUCCAAAAAUGGAUUUGUUUAUUUACAGGUGUUAUGAACGGAGAAAUUUAGUCAGAAUAAGAACUUUGUAGAAUUUUCUGUUCUCAUAUAGUCUCUUAAUAAUCCAUAUCUUAACAAGUUUUUAGCCACGAUGUAAUGUAUGUUGGAUAGGAUGAAAUCAUACCAAGAGGUUACUGAAGUUACCAACUUUUGGUAUACAACAUAUACUGGAUGUUCAGGUUUUUUCACCUGUACGUUAUCAGCAAUUCUUAACAUUUCAUCCUUAUCUACUGGUUGUAAUUGUAGAAUAACAAACUUGCAGGUGAAUCCAUAUAGCAUGUCUUUUCCCUCUAGUGUUUGUGUGUAUGUGUGGUGUGUUUAUGCGUGCGUGUGGCUGUGCACGUACCUGUGCACAUCUCCCAUUGUAGCAAAUGGGAAUUACUUUUUUAUAUGCAUUAAUUUAAAAAACAUUUUAAAGAUGUACAGAAAAGUGACACUGUAUAUUUUUCUUGAAUCAAUUCAGAAAAUUGAUGAGAAUAAUGUAAAAAACAUUUUUAUGUUACCACCAUGAAGCUUCUUUCCAUAAAGGUCAGUAGAACAGACAUGGGAAUUCAAAGCCUUACUCUACAAACCUUUGUUUCAUGAGGACUUUAGUUACGGAGCUGAAGGAACUAACUGUUAAGAUGCAUAAAGGUUUGUGUUAAUGGGCUCUAACAAAAAUCUCGCAUCAGAUCCCGUGGUUGACAGGUGCAGGGUUUUCCUCCUCAGGGUAAAUGGCGGGCCAGCUGAGCCUCCUUGUAAAGGCACAGCACAGACCUGAAGAAAGGCUUCUGUAAUUCGAUGUAUUUGCCCUUUGAAUUUCUGUGGAACGGUGUGCUCCCAAGCAUAGGAGCAUGUGUAAAAAAUAAAAAAUAGAAUAAAAAGAAGGUUGGGCCAGGUGCUCUCAGUGACAUCCGUGCAGUGCCAUGGAAAGCAAUGGAGCUGCAGCAGAGAAGCUGAGAGAAUUCAUCCUGUUAUCUCUAAUGGUGUCCAGGCCACCAACACUGUGUAAAGAUGUCACUGGGACAAGCAAUCUGACUGUGCUUGCUUCCUGCCUUCCAUGUGCAUUUAUGUUUGGGAUGCUAUUUUGAACAGAAAGAGUAAUACGGCAUCAUUUUGUUGAACCAACAAGAAAAUAUAUAUAAUCUCCUACACUGACCUUUUCUCCAAGGAUUUUUGGCCAGAAUCGUUCACUAUCAGAUGCAUAAAACCAAUUGAUUAAAAAGCCACCUGAAACAGGCUUCGUUUCAGACAGAGCACCACUCCUCAUCCUGUUGGAAGUCGGUGAGAUUUACAGCAGAUGCUCCUCACUUGUGAGGGUCAGUCUCGCUUGACUUAGGUGUCUGUGUAUGUGUUUAUAAAACUCACCAUGUGCACCCAGCUCCAACAGUCUUGGCAAAUGAACUUCUUGUUCAGAGUAAUGUUGUGGUUUACAUUUAAAUGAACUAUCUUUGCUUGAAAUUCCUCUUAAGUAAUUGUCCCAGUGAUUUUAUACAUGUAUGCUUUCCUUAUGUAAAUUGCUAUUUUAAAUUUUCUAUGUAAAAGAAAAAACAUUGGAAAUACUUUAUUGUAAAAUGUUUUACUAAAGAGCCAGGCCACUAUCCCAUGUCAAAAUAUAUGCCUUUUAAAUUCAGAUACUCUCUCCAAGAUAUAACCUUCAGAUCACCACUCUUAAUUAAAAUAAAAGGAACUAAUUGUAGGACUUUUUUUUGCCACUCUUAUUCAUGUUAGAUAGUGCCUUACUCAUCAAGUAGUUGCACUGAAGUUUGUGGGACUACUCUGAGAUAAUGUACUAGUAGCAGCUUUAGUAAGGGUGGCAGAAAUCUGGCCUUUUGUGGUGUAGUUUGCAAUGAAAUAAUUGUGUCAUGGUUACAGAUGUUUAUGGUAAAUUUUGAGAAGUCUGGAAGAGAUUAGUAGUAUGUGAAGCUUCAGGAUACGAAUAAAUCUGUAACUAGGGUUUUAAACUUGGUUAUGAAGAGACGCAAGUUGUAGCAACUUGGGAAAUAUGGAGGGAAGUUUACAAUUACACCUUAGCUUAGAACUUCGUUAAAACAAUAGCAUUUUUAGCGUCUGCUUAACACAAUUAUUAUACUCUGAAAUGAGAAAUCAUAUGUAUUCAUGUAUUGUCUGCAGAUCACUUAGCCUUGUAAUGUUCAUGAUUGAAAAAGGAAGAGUGAUGGUGUGAUACACCUAAUGUAAAUCAGUGGUUUAAAAUGUCUGAAUUUUGCCAAACAAAAAAUCAUCUGUGCCAUUCACAGUUUCCUAGUAAUCUUUUACUGAGUACUUGGAUUGGGAUAAAGGGCUUGUACUAUGCACUUUUUAUGGACUUAACAAAAUAAAUAGCAAUCAUUAGUAACCUUU
Columba livia (rock pigeon) is the source of this 3927-nucleotide messenger RNA. It is a transcript of the gene SMIM14, whose product is annotated as small integral membrane protein 14. Bases 459 to 764 code for a protein of 101 amino acids. NCBI's taxonomy places the organism in Eukaryota, Metazoa, Chordata, Aves, Columbiformes, Columbidae. Gene Ontology annotation, cellular component: endoplasmic reticulum. The record is from RefSeq and is a predicted model, not a curated record. The transcript has 6 exons.